AUGAGUUCCCCACCCCCAAUACCACAGCCCCAGCUAGCCAACUGUCGCACUCUGAUCAGAUCCCCAGACCGCGUUGAUCGCUGGAUGCAAGGCACCGGCGAAUUUAGCAAUCAACCUAUGUCACCAUCCAACAAUGUGCCAAAUAGUCCACCUUCUGGAAAUCAAUAUGGCCUGGACGACGGAGUUAUCUUAAGUAGCCCUUCAGUUGGCUCCCGUCCACAAAACUCACCACAUGAUGUGUUUGCUGCUCCAAUCACCCAAGAAAAUAUGCGAGCUGGUGCAGGUUUCACUGAAAAUAAUCAACACCCAGACCCAGAAAUUUCGAAUGCGCCGCCAAAUCAAGCACUAGCUGGCUUUGACUAUGAAGCAUUUCUUGGUGAACUUCAACAGCGUAACGAGCAUAUUCUCCACAACAUGGGCGAGUACCCACCGAUUCCGAAUUUGGGAGAUAAUGCACACCAAGAUUUCCAUGAUGGAAAUAAUCGUGUAGACGACCCGUACAACAUGACCGCACUUCAAAAUAGUAAGAUGAAUACCUCUCUUACACCACACAAGCUUCCUAAUGAUGAUAUAAUAGGCAACGACUAUUCACGCAACAUGAUGCCUAUGGAUGUUUAUUCCUUCCAACCGCGUUACGACGACUUACAGCCCUUUGGUCAGGGAGCUCAUCGAACGGAUGCGAAUAUGACUACAGGUAUGAUGAAUACCACAAACAACCAUCAACAAAGCAUGGGUAAUCAAGUAAUGGAGAACAUCCCACUUCAGUCAGUCAAUCCUCCACACUACUUUGCAGAUAUUGAAUCAGAUCUCAGAAACUACCAACCCUAUUCCAACUACGACAACGGCAUUCUCCCAAACAAUCCCGGGUACCAGGGGUUUCAAGGCAGCGACUAUAUGCUAUGGAAUUAUGGAAAUAUGGCUCCGACACAACCAGCCGUCCAAAGCUACGGAGACCGCAUGUCAAAUCAUAAUCUUGCUUAUGUGCCUCCUCAACACGUCAUCGCAGAUCGUUUCGAAGAUUCGCCAUACGGUCUUGAAUCUGACGAAGAUUCUCAGGAAACGUCUGAUGACGAUGAUGACGAAGAUGGAUCUGGUCGCUCUCUCGGUGAACCUAUCAACAUGGCGUCAGAUCAAUCGGCCGUCCGAUAUACUCAAAGCCCUACUACAGUAUCUGGUUACAUCAGUGAUCAGAGAGUUCCAGGGCUAGUAGGUACAGGCCUAAAUGCUGCUAAUGCUCCAGACAAUAUAUCAUCAAGCCAGGAUGAAGUCCUCCACGCUCAAGGUUUGAGUGUCCCUAAUGUUCUAGGAGAUAUGCCAUCAAACCAACAUACAGACCACAACGAACAAGACCUAGAUAUCGCUAAUGUUCCAGACAACAUGCAAUCAAACCAGCAUAUAGUCCACAGCGAACAAGGAAACAUGCCAACUUCAGGUGGCGCUCAAAUGGAUACUUUACAAGAUCAAAUCCUAUCUGAUGCUGCUCAACCAUUCAAUACAAUCAACUAUGGGCCUUACUUUCCACAAGAUACCAGUUCGAGACAAGCACUCCAGCUUGAUAGCAACCCGACGCUUAUCUCGAAUUUCGCGGAACCAAGAGUAGCCCUCAACUCCAGAGAAGCCGACACUCGAUCAGCUAGGUACUUCCCACCAAAUCUACCAAGCACAAUGGCAUCCAGCGUCCGUCAAUCACAGAUGGAAACUCCUCGGGCUGUAAAUCCAUUUAGAAAUCCCGCGAGAAAUGAGAAAUCUGAUACUCGAAAGAAUUCUUCGCGGUCUGCGAAUAGAGUAAAUAAGUCUAUUCGUCGCAAACGACCAGCGAAGACGCAGAAAUUACAGUCUGCAAUUGCCAAUAGCGCUUUGCAAUUGUUAGGGGAGUCGACAUCUCAAGCUGUAGAGGCACAAAACGAUCCGGAGAACUCAAAAUCUCAAGCUGUUGAAGCACAGGAUGAAUCAGAGACCAGCUAUGAAUCGGUAGAAUAA
This is a messenger RNA of Botrytis porri, 1980 nucleotides long. RefSeq lists its product as uncharacterized. NCBI's taxonomy places the organism in Eukaryota, Fungi, Ascomycota, Leotiomycetes, Helotiales, Sclerotiniaceae. The coding region runs from base 1 to 1980 and encodes 659 amino acids. The record is from RefSeq and is a predicted model, not a curated record. The transcript is spliced from 4 exons.